AUGACCACGUCCGCACAGAGCAAUGAAGAGCCUCCAGAUGGGAAGUUCAGUCACCUCCGGACUUCCAAGUCUAGCCAAAGAUUGAACCAGGUCGAAAAGAUCAGGGCACAUGGUGUCGGUGAUCUGAUCUCCCUCCCAGCACUGGUCGUUUGCGGAGACCAGUCAACAGGCAAAAGCUCGGUCUUGGAGGGCGUCACCGGAAUACCAUUUCCUCGACAAGAGGGGCUUUGUACCAGAUUCCCCAGCGAGAUAAAUCUUCGGCAUACAGAAUGCGAGUCAACUACCAUUACUGCUAGCAUUAGGCCGCACAUUUCACGGACGGCAGAAGCUCAGCAAACGCUCUCUGCGUAUCGCAAAGAACUGAAGGAUAUGUCAGAGUUACCUAGUGUCAUUCAAGAGGUGUCGCGAUUGAUGAAUAUUCGCGGAUACUGCGAAAACGAAAACGCUAGUGCUUUCUCUCUCGAUGUGCUUCGAAUAGAGGUUGCCGGCCCAAUUGGAUUACACCUCAGUGUGGUGGAUUUACCUGGGCUCAUAUCCGUUGCUAAUGAAGAGCAAACCGAGGAAGAUGUCGAAGCGGUACACAGCAUGGUCACAUCAUACCUUCAGAGCUCCCGGACAAUAAUUUUGGCCGUUCUCCAGGCAAGCAACGACAUGGCAAAUCAACCUAUUAUCAAAUUGGCGAGGACUCAUGAUCCUCUUGGUCAAAGGACCGUGGGAAUUAUCACAAAGCCUGAUUUAAUAAACCGUGGCUCUGAAGCCAAAAUUGCACUUGUGGCAAAAAAUAAAGACAACAUUAAGCUCAAACUUGGCUUCUUCCUCCUCAAGAAUCCUAGUCCUGCUGAGCUCAAAGAAUGCCCUACUAUGGCUGCACGGUCGAACCUAGAGAGUCGGUUCUUCUCAGCACCUGCCUGGGUCAAUCAAGAUCUUGAUAUGAACCGUGUUGGCGCAGAAAAGCUUCGAAUUUUUCUUCAAGAACUUCUUGAUACCCAUAUAGAGAGAGAACUGCCCAAAGUGCGAGAGGAGAUUAAGAAACUGUUGACAGAGAGGGAUGCCGAGCUUAGAUCUCUCGGCGCGGCUAGGCCUACGACAGAUCUCAUUAGAACUUUCCUCACAAGCCUUAGCAUGAGAUUUUAUGAGCUCCUGCAGGCGGCGCUUGAUGGGAAUUACCAUAGCAUUGAUACUGCAUUCUUCUCACAGAGCGAUACGUCAAGGCUACGAGCACGCGUGCAAGAAACGAACACCAAUUUUGCAAAUUACAUGCGGGAAUCCGGACAGAGGCGAAAAGCCAAAGUCGAACCCACUCUUAACAAUACAAUAUUUGAUUCCGACGACUCGGAAGAUCACGGAUUAGGUGAAACCACAACUCAGAUUAUAGUAAGCAAAGCGGAAAUGAGGCGAUGGGUGAAAGAGGCAUAUUCACGUACAAAAGGGAAAGAGUUACCUGGAAACUAUAAUUCAGCGCUGCUGGCCGAAUUAUUUCACGAACAAUCGCGCCGUUGGCCUACCAUUGCCGUAUCACAUCUUCACAACAUUCUCAAUAUAGUAUCGGAGUGGAUCCAGCUUGCCGUCGAAAGGCUCAUUCCCGAGGAGAGUAUGAGAACCCAAGUCCACGCAAUGUUGCAAGAAUGGCUUGAGGACAUCGAAAAGAACGCACUCGGAGAGCUAGAAAAGCUCGUGCAAGAUGAGCGACGCAGCCCACUGACGUAUAACCACUACUAUACAGAUAAUGUCCAGAAAGCUCGAUUGGAUGCACAGAAAAGAGCCGUGGAGAAAGCUGUGUCUGCUGAGAGAGAUUCACACGGGAAAUUACAUAUAAGUAACGUCCAAGUUGACAUUCAGAAGUUCAUUGCUGCGAUUGGAUCUCGUAUUACUGUGGAUAUGGAUGAGCAGGCAUGCAACGAGGCGAUCACAGAACUGGAUGCAUACUACAAGGUUGCAAUGAAGACUUUUGUUGAUAACGUGGCUCGACAAGUCAUCGAGCGCCACGUCAUCGCACCGUUGCCGAAGGCUUUCUGUCCAAACUCUGUUUCUCAACUUUCCGAAGAAGACUUACUUCGAAUUGGAUCAGAGUCUGAGAAACAGAUUGUCAGACGGAAGAAAUUGACUUUGCAAGUCCAGGGUCUGAAGAAAAGCUUGAGAGAUUUGCAAAAGAGUUCAUUGUGA
This is a messenger RNA of Trichoderma virens Gv29-8, 2163 nucleotides long. RefSeq lists its product as uncharacterized. Gene Ontology annotation, cellular component: membrane; microtubule; cytoplasm. The record is from RefSeq and is a predicted model, not a curated record. The transcript has 3 exons. Lineage: Eukaryota; Fungi; Ascomycota; Sordariomycetes; Hypocreales; Hypocreaceae. Gene Ontology annotation, molecular function: GTP binding; microtubule binding; GTPase activity. The coding region runs from base 1 to 2163 and encodes 720 amino acids.